UCUUGAACCAGUAACAAGACUGCAACUUUGCGAAGACGAUUGCUCGUUAUCCAGGUUUGCCGUACCAAUCGCGUUGUCCUUGUGAGUAGAGCAAGUGCCAAAAAUCCAAGAAAAUGUUACAAAUGCCGGUGAGAUUGCUCAGGAGGAAUGUGGCAACCCAAGUGAGGGCGCUGCACAGAGCCACGCCAGUCGCUGGAGGCCAUGGUCUAGUUGUUCAUCGAGACACAGCAGAAAACAAUCCGGACACCCCGUUUGAAUUCACCCCAGAGAAUCUCAAGAGAGUGGACGAGAUUGUAGCUAACUACCCAAAGGGGCACCAGUCAGCCGCAGUCAUCCCCGUCCUCGACCUGGCCCAGCGGCAACAUGGAUGGGUUCCCCUGUCCGCCAUGAACAAAGUGGCCGAAAUCUUGGGCAUGCCUCAGAUGAGGGUGUACGAAGUGGCCACAUUCUACACAAUGUUCAACAGGAGUCCCGUGGGAAAGUAUCACAUUCAGAUUUGCACCACGACGCCAUGCAUGCUCAGGGAUUCCGACUCCAUACUGAACGCAAUCACGGCGAAAUUAGGUAUCAAAGUUGGCGAGACCACUCCCGACAAAAUGUUCACACUGACUGAGGUGGAGUGUCUGGGAGCUUGUGUCAAUGCCCCCAUGGUCCAAAUCAAUGAUCAUUACUAUGAAGACUUGGAGGUCAAAGACAUCAACGAGAUCCUGGACGACCUGAAGGCGGGAAGGACACCCAAACCGGGACCCAGGAGUGGUCGGCAGACAUGUGAACCAUUCACUGGCCUGACGAGCCUGACUGAGCCCCCCACGGGCCCGGGGUUUGGGGUUCGGGAUGACCUCUAGUUGUCAACAACACUAGGUGUCCUGUGGUUACCAAGGUUACCUGUUUCUUGUAUCAUCCCCUCCCCUCUCCACCUCCCCCCCCCCCACCAACCUUCGGGUGAUUUGACUCCCAGGGGAAGUGCAAGAUGACCCGAUGUUGUCAACAACUUCUCAUAGGAGUCUUGAGUGGCACCGCUGCUUUAAGAUGCCGCUCGGUCUUCUUGAUGUCUGUCGAGAGAUGAAAACUGCAAGCUAAAGACCUAGAUCUGUAUCCGGUGUGGUUUGUAAAUAAGUAGCAGAAGAAGGCGGAGUGUAAAAAAAAAAAAAGCAGGUUAUUAGCGUUCCGUUAAUGGAGUUUUGCAAUACACAAAGGAAUUCUUGUCCAGGAGAACUCACUUCACCCAUCUUGUAGCCACUCACAGCUCACCUACACACUUACAGUUCCACUCUGAGGCGAUAGAAUUCAUGGAGAUACGGCCAGUUGCGUAAAGGAGCAGAAACGAGGCGUCAGUCCCAUAAUCAACUGGAAAACAUCCCAUCUGAGUGUAAAUUAUGGACAAAUUACAAGCCACUGGAUUUCUUGGUUCUGUUUGGGAUUGAGACAGGUUUAAAAGAAGAUGCAAUUUUUUGGUUCCAAAAUUGGGUGUUUUUUUAUUUACUCUUGUUAUGAAAGCACCGAUUUACUCUUGUUAUGAAAGCACCGCUUAAUUUUUUCAGUUAUUUAUUAAAGAUUGCAGUCAUUUUCUGAAAGUUUCGAAAUAAUUUCCCUUAAGUCUCCAAAAUGUGUGUCGAAAUUUGUAGCCUGCUGAAAAAAAUGCUUUCGUUACUGAUAUCUGGAAGUGCAGUUUUUGUCUUUAUGACGUCUGCUGCCAUUUUCCUUUGUCCAUUUCCCAAGAACCAAAGUAGCAAGACUGCAAGAGACAAGGAAACAAAGAAUUGGUGUCUUAUGUUGUCUGAAUAUUGUACAAUUCAAGCAUGUUGCAAUUGCUGUGAGUACAUUCUAGCUACAUGUACCUUUGAUACCUUCAGCCUCUUUGAAUUUUCCCCACCCUGCACCAGAAUGGAUUUUUCACAGUAUCCAGUCUGUUUAUCACGGUAUCCAGCAUUCCAUUUGCCACAAUGUCCGUAGAACAUUCAGGCACACCAGCCCAUUCCCACAAGAGAAUAGGUGGCAUUUUACAACAAACACACCCCUCCCCACGUUGACAACAAAAAAAUUGAAGUAAAGUGCUGUUCUGGGAAGAAUCAUAAUUAAAAGAGAGCACAGACUUGCCUGUUGAUUUUGUGUUAUACCGAGCGCCUACUUCUCAAGACAAGAUCAAACAAAGCUCUAAUGGGCACUUUUAAUAAACGGACCCUGGGCCAUUUACUUGUUUUAAAAGCUGCACAGUUCUUUUAUUGCAUUCAGGUCCCAUGGUGAUAAAUGCACACACCUACGGCCUAGAAUGCCCCAUCUGAAUGGUUUCAUCGGGGUCGAAUAAAUUUUAGGAGAAAAAUUCAGCAUGAUUAAAGCAAAUGGUGUGAUAGUUAGCAGAUUUACAUGUCAAGAGUUGGCAGUGAAAUGUUAGUCCUUUUUAAGUUGUCAGAGUGAAUUGGAUUUAAAUGGAGAUUAACUAUUUUAACUUCAUUUGUAUCAAAGGCGUUUUGCUCUUAAUGCCCCGUCUUCUGGAGUUUUUUGUUACAAGUCACCAUUUCAUGCAGCUCUGCGUGACCUUUCACAGUAUAGUAGUGUCCAUGUUAAGACCUUUUUGAUCGACCUAUUUCAAAUAUAUGAGGUGACCUUUGGCACUUCAAUCAAUCAAUGUAUGUACCGUAUUUCCCUUUAAAGCAGUGGUCUUAAUUUGUGCUCGAAAGUGGUGUAUAGUGGAUACUGGGGGACGACUUUCCUUGCCAUGGAAGGGGGGGGGGUCUGAUACCAUAUGACUCUGGGGGCAGUGUUCGAGGUACAGAUGUAAUCUAUAUUAAUGUGUUACACUCCUGCUAAACUGUCAUCAAAACGGCAUAUUUAUGGCUUUUAAAAAUGUUUCCAUUUUGAGUGAUAUUGAACGCAUCUCGAUUGUUGGGAAGUCUGAAGAAUUUUUCACAAUUCUCACUACGAAAAAGUGGGGGAGGGGUGAUUCAGUUGCCCAUCCCCCAGGUCAAAAGGAGGGAGGAAUAUCUCCCCCAUUCCCCAACUGGGAUUUACGCCCAUGCUUAAAAGUCCCGGUGUACGACAGUUUAUUCACAGCCGACUUGUUGAAGUUCCAGUUUUACAAUGAACUUACAUUUUGUACGUUGGCAAUACCCAUGAAGGUUGAUGUUGCAGAAGGAAAACCUGUUUUUGAGCGCCUGAUCUGCUUUCCGAGAUCGUGUUGGGAGCCCAGACUGUGAUGAAACACCAGAUGUCUGCUGAUCGUAUAUGCCCGCUGUGGGAAUAUUCACUGUGUACUGUCUACUUGGGGCACCUGUCUCUGUUUGAAGAGCCGUGAAAUUACAGCACAUCUCUGUGUAUCUAGGAUCGUUCACGAAACGCUUCCACUGAAAUUAUCUGGUCUUUUAUUUGUCCCAGGAGCAUAUUCUUGGAUUACAGUUUUUAUGUUGGAUUAUCGAUUGAGUUGUAAUAAAAGUAAGUUUUGACAAAAGCAGGCACUUUGAA
Molecule: messenger RNA, 3459 nt
Organism: Acanthaster planci (crown-of-thorns starfish)
Lineage: Eukaryota; Metazoa; Echinodermata; Asteroidea; Valvatida; Acanthasteridae
Gene: ndufv2
Product: NADH:ubiquinone oxidoreductase core subunit V2
Biological process (GO): mitochondrial electron transport, NADH to ubiquinone
Cellular component (GO): respiratory chain complex I
Molecular function (GO): NADH dehydrogenase activity
Source: RefSeq, a predicted model, not a curated record